Messenger RNA from Ilex paraguariensis (yerba mate), 1785 nucleotides. The record is from the annotation of a GenBank genome assembly. Lineage: Eukaryota; Viridiplantae; Streptophyta; Magnoliopsida; Aquifoliales; Aquifoliaceae.
AUGCAGUUGUUGAAUGGGAAGAACGAUGAUAUGAAGCUUCUUUUGGAGAAGGAUUUAAAAUCUGGUGAUCUCAGUGGUCUUCAUACAGAAUGUCUCACAGAUACAUGGAUUGGAAAGGACAGGUGGGCAUUCAUUGAUUUAAGUGCAGGUCCUUUCUCGUGGGGGCCUGCUGUGGGGGGAGAAGGAGUGCGCACAGAAUUAAGUUUACCAAACGUUGAAAAAACUAUUGGUGCUGUUGCAGAGAUUUCAGAAGAUGAAGCUGAAGAACGCCUGCAAGAUGCUAUGCAACAGAAGUUUGCUGUAUUUGGUGAUAAGGAUCACCAGGCAAUUGAUAUCCUCUUAGCGGAGAUUGAUAUAUAUGAGCUUUUUGCUUUCAAACACUGCAAAGGAAGGAAGGUUAAGCUUGCUCUUUGUGAAGAGCUUGACGAGAGAAUGCGAGAUUUAAAAACUGAGCUCCAGUCAUUUGAAGGUGAGGAUGAUGAAAGCCAUAGGAGAACGGCUUUAGAGGCAUUGAAACGAAUGGAGAAUUGGAAUUUGUUUAGUGAUACUAAUGAGGACUUCCAAAACUACACAGUGGCACGUGAUACUUUCCUUGCCCACUUAGGUGCGACAUUGUGGGGAUCAAUGAGACACAUUAUAUCGCCUUCCCUUGCCGAUGGGGCAUUCCACUAUUAUGAGAAAAUAUCCUUUCAGUUGUUUUUUAUUACCCAGGAGAAAGCCAGACAGAUUAAACUUCUACCUGUGGAUCUCAAGGCUCUCAAGGAUGGGCUUUACUCUUUGGCAUUACCUUCUCAGAAAGUGAUGAUCAGUCAACGCAUGUUACCACUUUCAGAGGAUCCUGCUUUGGCAAUGGCUUUUUCAGUGGCUAGGAGAGCAGCAGCAGUCCCACUAUUACUUGUUAAUGGAACAUAUAGAAAAACUGUUCGUUCGUAUCUCGAUUCUUCCAUUCUCCAGCAUCAGUUGCAGAGGAUGAAUGAUCAUGUUUCUCUUAAAGGGACACAUGCCCAUAGCAGGUCGGUUCUGGAGAUCCCUAUCUUUUGGUUUAUUCAUGGGGAUCCAUUAUUUGUUGACAAGCAUUAUCAGGCAAAGGCGCUCUCUGAUAUGGUUAUUGUUGUCCAGUCAGAGUCACCAUCCUGGGAGAGCCAUCUGCAGUGCAAUGGCCGGUCGCUUUUGUGGGACUUGAGGAGGCCCAUCAAAGCUGCAUUAGCUGCUGUCUCUGAACAUCUAGCAGGAUUGCUACCCCUCCAUCUUGUUUAUAGUCAAGCCCAUGAAACUGCAAUUGAGGACUGGAUAUGGUCAGUAGGAUGCAAUCCACUGUCCAUAACUUGUCAAGGCUGCGACAUCUCACAGUUCCAGUCUGAUACAAUUGCUCGGAGCUAUAUAUUAACAACACUUGAGGAGUCGACACAACUUGUCAAUUCAGCUAUUCAUCUUCUAGUUAUGGAGCAUACUUCUGAACAGACUUUCAAGAUCUUCCAGGCCCAGGAGCGUGAGUUGGUGAACAAGUACAACUAUGUUGUUAGCUUGUGGAGAAGAAUUUCAACUGUCACCGGAGAACUACGCUAUGUGGAUGCCAUGAGACUGCUAAAUGCUUUAGAAGACGCAUCCAAAGUAUUUGCUGAUUAUGUAAAUGCAACUCUGGCCAGUCUCCACCCAAUUCACUGCACCAGGCAGAGGAAAGUUGAGGUUGAGUUUGACAUGACAACAAUUCCUGCUUUCUUGGUAGUUCUUUUAGUUCUCUGGAUUGUGUUGAGACCAAGACGACCGAAGCCUAAGAUUAAUUGA